Molecule: messenger RNA, 2324 nt
Organism: Kogia breviceps (pygmy sperm whale)
Lineage: Eukaryota; Metazoa; Chordata; Mammalia; Artiodactyla; Physeteridae
Gene: CNIH1
Product: cornichon family member 1
Biological process (GO): endoplasmic reticulum to Golgi vesicle-mediated transport
Cellular component (GO): endoplasmic reticulum membrane; COPII-coated ER to Golgi transport vesicle
Source: RefSeq, a predicted model, not a curated record
GCGGGAAGUGAAUGGUUUUACCCAUAGAGCCCUGCGCCGCCUUUCUCCGCUGGCACCGGCGCUGCUCCCUGCUCCUCCUCCCCGGCCAUGGCGUUCACGUUCGCGGCCUUCUGCUACAUGCUGGCGCUGCUGCUCACCGCCGCACUCAUCUUCUUCGCCAUUUGGCAUAUUAUAGCAUUUGAUGAGCUGAAGACCGAUUACAAGAAUCCUAUAGACCAGUGUAAUACCCUGAAUCCUCUUGUCCUUCCAGAGUACCUCAUCCAUGCUUUCUUCUGUGUCAUGUUUCUUUGUGCAGCAGAGUGGCUUACACUGGGUCUCAAUAUGCCCCUCUUGGCAUAUCAUAUUUGGAGGUAUAUGAGUAGACCAGUGAUGAGUGGACCAGGACUCUAUGACCCUACAACCAUCAUGAAUGCAGAUAUUCUAGCAUAUUGUCAGAAAGAAGGAUGGUGCAAAUUAGCUUUUUAUCUUCUAGCAUUUUUUUACUACCUAUAUGGCAUGAUCUAUGUUUUGGUGAGCUCUUAGAACAACACUCAGAAGAACUGGUCCAGUUAAGUGCAUGCAAAAAGCCACCAAACGAAGGGAUUCUAUCCAGCAAGAUCCUGUUUCCAAGAGUAGCCUAUGGAAUCUGAUCAGUUACUUUAAAAAAUGACUCCUUAUUUUUUAAAUGUUUCCACAUUUUUUGCUUGUGGAAAGACUGUUUUCAUAUGUUAUACUCGGAUAAAGAAUUUAAAUGGAAUUACGUAUAAAUUAAUAUAAAAUGAUACCUCUGGUGUUGACAGGUUUGAACUUGCACUCCUUAAGGAACAGCCGUAAUCCCUUGAAUGACUGCAUUAAUUAUUGACUAUCCUUAGUCCAUUGGAAGCUCUUGUUUAUAGAAGUUGUAGGGCUCAUUUUGGUUUUAUUGAAAUGCCAUUUAAUUAUAAAUUAGCUGUAGAUAUCAGGUGCUUCUGAUGACUUGAAAAUAUAUAUCUGACCUGUGGAAACUUCAUGGGUUUCCUCAGCUAUCAUGUAGGUGAUUAUAUAUGGAUGCAUUAAAAAAAUGAGUGGGAUUUUUUUCCCUUUGACUUGAAAUAUUACCCCUGUAUAUUGCAUGAAUGAGAGAUUUCCCAUAUUUCCACCAGAGUAAUAUACUUGCUUUAAUUCUUAAGCAUAAGUGAACAUGAUACAAAAAUAUAUGCUGACUUACUUGUGAAGAAUGCAUUUAAAGCUAUUUUAAAUGUGUUUUAAUUUGUGAGAUGUUACUUAUUAAGAAAUUGGUUAUUAUACUUAGUGUUCUAAUCUGGUGGUAAAGAUAUUCUUAAGAGUUUGCAAGUACUUUAGAUUUUCAAAACUGAAUGAGAGAGAACAUUGUAUAACCAUCCUGCUGUUCCUUUAGUGCAAUACAAUAAAACUCUGAAAUUAAGACUUAUUUUCAGUGCAUUGUUUUAAAGAUUACAAAUAGCUAUUCUUAAACUUGCUUAUUCCAAAUAAAGACAUAUCACUGUCAAUUUUUUAAAAAGAUAGUAGAGUAUUAAAUUUUUUUUUUAAAUACCAUGCUUGGAUCUAAAAAGGAAGAUUUUUAAAUGGUUAAGCAUAUUACCUUUUUUUGUCACUUGACAAGAUUCAUAAACACUGAUGGCACAGCAUCAUCAUUUUUUUUACCAAUUAAAAAAUUAUUGUGAAACUUAAAAUGUUUGAAAUUUUUUUUUUCCUUUUUGAAACAGCAUGUUUUAAGGUAAAAAGACUUAUAAGUUUGGUUUUUUUGCUGCUGCUUAUAAGGCAGGUAAAUUAUAAUUAUGGCUUGCAUGUUUCCGUAAGCAUUCUUGUGCUUUAUUUGGGCUGAGGAAGUUAAGGCAACUGAAAAUAGUUUAAGUGGUUCAAAGUUUCUUCAAGGAUCAAAGAAAGAAAACCAUAGGCAGAAAUUCCACAUAAUGAUCAAGGGAGGUAGGUUAUGGAUGUGUUUGUGGAAGUCUUACUCUAAGUACCCCUUGAAUUAGACGCUGCACUGUUUUAUUUUCUACUAGUGAAAAAAACGCCUCUCCAUCUUUGGGAGAGUGGCUGUUACUGUUUUGAGUUUGGGCAAUGGGGGUGAAUAUGUUGAAGAAGAGGAUGUAGAACUAGAAGAGUGAGGAGAGUCCAACCAUUUCAUAAUGAGAGACGCUUUAAAGACCUUGCCUUUUGUAGUCUGGAUCACGCUUCGAGGGAUCAUCAGUUCAUGCAGUAAAUUGUUUACUGAGCCCUUGCUAGGCACUGAAGACUCAUGAUCUGAGUAUAAGCAAUAAUUCAGUUUCUAAUCCACCCAGUUGUACCAGCUUGCACUCAUUUUUCUUUCUUGUUCACAAGAA